Molecule: messenger RNA, 1474 nt
Organism: Nerophis ophidion (straightnose pipefish)
Lineage: Eukaryota; Metazoa; Chordata; Actinopteri; Syngnathiformes; Syngnathidae
Product: zinc finger protein 26-like
Exons: 2
Coding region: 70-996 (308 amino acids)
Biological process (GO): regulation of transcription by RNA polymerase II
Molecular function (GO): DNA-binding transcription factor activity, RNA polymerase II-specific; RNA polymerase II cis-regulatory region sequence-specific DNA binding
Source: RefSeq, a predicted model, not a curated record
UGCCGUAAAGCUUCCAUUCCGGAAGAAGAAGGCGGAAGUGAUGGUUGCUGGCGAGGUGUAAACAAUAAAAUGUUGAAGGAUCUGAUCAAACAGCGUCUAAUGGCGGCAGCUGACGAGAUAUUUGCGCUCUUCGAGAGAACCUUAGAGUCGUACGAGGAGGAACUUUCUCGAAGAAGAGAGGAGAAGGUUCGACGACAACUGCACGAGGCCGCUUGCACAAAUGACGUCGUCCAGCCGCUGUUUGGGCGACAAGAAGAACGUCCUCCUCAGCCACAUCGGGGGAGCUCCACUUUGACGUGGGAGGAUCCACAGCCCCCGUACAUUAAAGAGGAAGAGGAGGAGGUUUGGACCACGCAGGAAAGAGAGUGUCUUCUCAGCUUGAAGGAGGCCGAUCUCACCGAGUUGCCACUGACCGGUUUCUCUCUAAAGACUGAAGAUGAAGAAGGCGAACCACGAGAAGACCAGCCCUUAGCGCCAUUGUCAGAGAGUGACCACACAACAUCACACUCUCCGGAGGACGAAGACGGGGACGACGACCAAGAACCUUUGAGCGGUGACAUGAGGACCCACACGGACAACAAACACUGUAAAUGCUCUAAAAAGAAAACUGGUCAAAAAUGUGUCGACUGCUCAGAGAGCAGUUUUAGUGCAGAAGCGAAACCUUUUAGUUGCUCAGUUUGUCGUAAAAGCUUUGCCAAAAAUAGCCAUUUGAACGAGCAUGCGAAAACACACACAGGGGAAAGACCUUUCAAUUGCUCCGUUUGCGCCAAAAGAUUCACCAACAAAAGCCAUCUGAAUGAGCACGUGAGGACGCACACGGGAGAAAAACCUUUUUGUUGCUCGGUGUGCGUCAAAAGCUUUGCCAAAAAGAGCAAUUUGAACGACCCAUAUGAGAACGCACACCGGCGAAAGGUCUUUCGGUUGUUCCGUGUGUGGCGAAGCCUUCUCGCAAAAAGUAAUCCUGGUGAGCCACAUGGCGACACACACGGGCGAUAAACCUUAUAGCUGCUCGCUGUGUGUUAAAAGAUUGCCAAAAAGAGCUAUUUGAAUGUGCACAUGAAAACGCACACGGGGGAAAGACCUUUCUGUUGUGCAAUUUGCGGCAAAACUUUCUCCCGGAAGAUAUUCAUGGCCAACCACAUGAGAACGCACACGGGGAAAAACCUUUCAGUUGCUCCGUUUGCGUCAAAAGCUUUGCUAAAAAGAGCAACAUGAUCGAGCACAUGAGAACGCACACAGGAGAGAAACCUUUCAGUUGUUCAGUUUGCGGUAGAAGCUUCUCUUACAAGAACAACAGGAACGUACACAUGCUGACGCACAAAACCAAAAACCUCUAGGUGUAGAAGAGUUCAAAGGGUAAAUAUGGUAUCACGCUUGAAUAUUUAAAAAAGGAAACACUUUUGGUUGUUCGCUUCUCUAAAAGCUUUUUGGUUAGACACACGAGGGAAAUGUUUGAAAUAAAUUGUGAUUUCUU